UCAGCCGUACGGUAGUGUCCCAGUGAAUCUAGUGUGAACCGUAAGAGAGCCGAAAACAUGCUGCUGUGUCGCAUCGUGGUGGCACUGAUGCUGCUCAUCCUCCUCCACUACUCCACGGCGGAGGAGCUGACUACCCAAGGAACGCCCUCGGCCCCAGGAUCCCAGCCCAGAGCGGCGGUCUCCACGCGGGCAGUGCACAGUGAUGCCUAUAUAGCGCGAAACCAGAAACAGUGCUUCGAGACUCGCAGUCUAGUGUCCUGCAUCAAGUACAAGGCCAGCAAGCUCAUCUGGAAGCUGGCCACCAACAGCCUGGGCUUCUUUCCCAACGAGUACGGACGCGAACUGCCCGGGGACAAGAACCGCUGGCUGCGGAUGGUCCAGCUUGGAGAACCCGCUAACGAAGUGGUUGUUUUUAACGAUGCCAAGAGUUUGGAAGGUGACAGCGAACUGACUCUUAUCUUGAAGUUCCUGAAGAGGGCGGUGGAGACCUUCGGCCGCAAUCAUGCCCUGCAACUGACGCUUUCCAGUGAAACUGGAGCCCGAGUCUUGGACGAAUCAGAGGCUCGUUUGAAGAAAAAGAAGAAGAAGUGGCUCAUCCUCCUGCCCCUGAUUAUUUUGAUGAAGAUCGCGCACUUAAAGAUGACUCUGGUCGGCCUCCUGAUGCCAGUCCUGGGAAUGAAUCUGCUUCUGGUCGGCGGUGUGGGCUGGCUAAUCCACUACCUCAAGUACAAGACCAUGUGCAAGAUCCAUCCCCAUCUGGUGCAAACGCAUUCGCACGUCUACGAAUCGGACCCCUCGGACUACUCCUCAUUCGUGGGCAGUAGCUUCUCCAACUCGUACUCCCCCUACAGCUCCGGGUCGGGGUCACCCCACGAGGUGGGUGGCGGCAACAGCUACAGCAAGGACUGGGCCACGAGUAAGGCCUACCACGGCUACAACUAUCUGGACACGAUCAGCAAGCGAAUACAGUAAGGGAGUCCUGAGAACCAAACGGUCUUGUGCCACCAAUAUUUAAAACUAAAAGAUUGUCAGCAGGCCUAGUCCUGGCAGCUAGCUCGUAUUUAGUGUAGGUAAUUUAUUUUUAUUUAAAUAAAAGUAUUUAUUAUUU
Molecule: messenger RNA, 1108 nt
Organism: Drosophila bipectinata
Lineage: Eukaryota; Metazoa; Arthropoda; Insecta; Diptera; Drosophilidae
Gene: Osi1
Product: Osiris 1
Cellular component (GO): membrane
Source: RefSeq, a predicted model, not a curated record